Schizosaccharomyces osmophilus is the source of this 3192-nucleotide messenger RNA. It is a transcript of the gene cdc11, whose product is annotated as SIN component scaffold protein. The coding region runs from base 1 to 3192 and encodes 1063 amino acids. The transcript has a single exon. Gene Ontology annotation, molecular function: protein binding. NCBI's taxonomy places the organism in Eukaryota, Fungi, Ascomycota, Schizosaccharomycetes, Schizosaccharomycetales, Schizosaccharomycetaceae. The record is from RefSeq and is a predicted model, not a curated record.
AUGAACAUGGAACAACUGUGGCUAGAACAUGAUUUGAGUGAAGAAUGGAUUCCGAGAUCGAGUUCCGAUAAUUUAGACUCCAAGGAGGAAAUUCAGUCUUCUCCAAAUCCCACAAACACAAACUCAUCCAAGAAGGUACCUACCGCUCCUUCCAGCGAUCCAGGAACUUUCAAGAAGGGAUCAGAAUCUUCUUUAGAUAUUCCGCAAUGGAAACAGAUCAAUGCAAAGAACCCAGUGGCUCGUGAUAUUUUUGCAAAACUAGAUCUAGAAAACUUGUUUGAUGGAGGCGGUAGUUCAAGGAAUCAUUCCAGCACAUCCCAAAAGCGACCAGAUUCCUCUUCCAACCCAAUCCCUACAAGCUCUUCAGUUCCAUCCAUCUCCUCUGAACCUUCAGGAAGCUAUCAUGCCAAAUCUUCUCCCAAUCAUUCGUUUUCUUCACAAUCAAAACAGUCUCCUACUUUUUUAAAUAGCUCUCCUCCGAUCACAAGCUCUCCACCCCAUACUGUUUCUCAUUCUACUACACCUCAUUCUCAGAAAUCUUCUUCGUCUCCCAAGAAAGACCCUUCCCGGUCUUCCUCCCGGAGGCGACAUCCUUCUGUGACAAAUUCCUCAAAAUCAUCUUCCCCGUCUUCCAUGGCUUCCUCACCAUCCGUCCAGAAAGGUAACUCUUCUCCCUUAAAACUUUUUCAGGGCGCUAGUGAUCCUUUUACCCGUGAACAUUUGAACCAACUUGCUCAGGAUGUCAAAUCAAACUCUUUCGAGUCUUCCGCAGAAGACUCAUUUCCCUUGCCAAGCUCCAGGCGAGUCUCUAAGCCUGUGCGCACAACUGAGCGGAAAGCCGGGCUCAAUACCAAGGACUUAUACCAAGAAGUAGAAGAAGUUAUGGCAAAGCUACGAGGUCGAAUACCACCUUCAAGUCACGAAUCCACCGUUUUCCUUCCCCGGAAACUAAGCGGUCUUCAAGAGGAAGAGGAACAAAAUGAAGCCAGCGAAUUUAGCAAAGAUGAUAGCUCUAACCCGUUUCCUUCUCUUAGUGACCAGCUUCACUUGCGCGAGUUAGAAAAGAAGCAAAAACUUUUGAAUUUACACCAAAAUCAGUCAGAAACUGUCUCCAGUCACUCACCGCCUUCUCUUGUUCAGUCGUCUGCUGGAACAAAAAGUGAAAAGCGAUCUUCCUAUGCUUCUUCUGAUGACCGUAUGAAAGAUUCCUUCAAGUCACGCAGUCAGAAAACACAAAAUGAUAGCAAUAAUCAACACGACUUUAAAGCGCAGUCAGAAAAUCCAAACAUGGUCGUAAUCACUCCAGCAGACUUACCGGAUGGCAUCGAUACGACUCAAGGGUCAAUGGAGUAUGACCGUGUACACAACCGUUGGCGUCGUCGUGGUCAUGACUCUGAUAUGGCUUUUGAUUUCAGUUCUGAAGGAGAGGAUGACGGAUUCUCAUCUAAUCUGACUGUUUCCUACAAAGCUGCGCAAGAUUCUAGUCCUCCUUCGAAUAAACACCCUAAUGUUCAGAAAAAGCAGCCAAACUCCUACCCUAUGAGGAAAGAUAAUAGUAAAGAUCCUAAAUAUUCAUCAUUAUCUCUUCGUGAUGUUUCCAAUACUCCUUCUCAAAUCGCUUUUUCCUUUCAGGAUUUUCUACCAAAGGAUGAUAGUCAUGACAAUUUCAAUCAUUUGCUUGCCAACAAUUCUUCUGACUUCCCUGCCGAUGGUCCAACCUCUACCUUUACUUCCCCCGAAAAAACCCAUGACGACCAGGCAAUGGAUGAGGAUUACAGUUUUUCUGUCUCAAAGCAAUCUAUCACUCGUUUACUUGAAGAUGUAGAGCCUUACCAUCCAUUUUGGAGAAGGAUUAUUCAACUAGACAUAAGCAGGAGGAACUUGGAUUCUCUGAUUGGGCUUUCUGAGCAAUGUCCUUGUCUUGAAGACCUUAAUAUAGAGAGUAAUGAGUUAUCCUACUUAACUGGAUGUCCUUCUUCAAUUCGGAAUUUAAAUGCUGUCAACAAUCAUUUCUCUAGUCUUACUACUUUUUCGCACUUGAUAAAUCUCCAAUACUUGGAUUUAUCGUCUAACCAGUUAGAAGAUCUAACAGCUCUCUCUCCUUUGAUUCACUUGCGUGAACUAAACGUUGAUAACAACCAACUGUGGAAUAUUGAUGGUAUAUUACGUUUGGAUGGACUUCUCAAAUUAAGCGCUCGCGGAAAUCGAUUUAAGCAACUCUCGUUCACAAACUCUAAUUUAAAUAGGCUGGAAGAAUUACUUUUGGGCAAUAAUGCAUUAGAAAGCAUCGAAGAGAUUAGCUCUCUUCAGAAUUUAAUGGUUUUACAGCUGGAUGGCAAUCAACUUACAACCUUGCAAGCUAGCCAACCGAUGAUUCAUCUACGCGUUUUGCGCCUAAACAACAAUGCCAUUCAACAUCUGGAAGUAGAUCAGUACCCAAAUUUACGGACGUUAUAUAUGGAUUACAACUGCUUUACGAACAUUCCUAAUAUUAAUCGGCUAAAGCGUUUAGUUAAUUUUUCUUUCCGAUCGCAAGAAUUCAAAUCUGGUAGAUAUAUCUUCACACCUCCUUUAGACAUAAGGAAUUUGUACUUGUCGAACAAUGCCUCUAUGGUACUUCAAACCCAUAAUAUGUUAUUGGGGAUUAAGUAUUUGGAGUUAGCAAAUAUUCAAAUAACAGAACUACCCGCCGACUUUGCAAAGAGUUUGCCGAACCUGCGAGUUUUAGAUUUGUCUCACAAUUAUAUAAGUGAAUUAUCUGCUUUAAGAGGGUUUUCUUUAUUACACCGUUUAUAUCUUGUUGGCAACAGAAUUGACAAGAUGAAGAAUGUAUGCGAUACGCUGUCCCACUUGAAAAAGUUGACUCAUCUUGACUUACGCAUGAAUCCUUUGACGUUUAACAUUUAUCCUAUGAUUGACAAUCCUGUAUAUGAACUGUCUGCUGCUUCUAAGUACCAUCAGAAUUUUGACCAAUCGUCCCAAAGAACACUUAGACAUCCAAGACAAAAGUGGGCUGAGAAAGACAGCGCAUUUAUAAAAACGAUGCCAGAAUCAGGAAAGAGCCGCCGGAAAAUGUACACAGAAGCAAUUACUCUAUCUUGUUCUCGCUUAGAAUGGCUAGAUGGACUGGAUUUUGAACUUAAUGGAAACGAUACUUCUAUAUUACAUUCUGUGCUUCAUGAGAUAAAAUAA